This is a messenger RNA of Pistacia vera, 1843 nucleotides long. Its product is annotated as SWI/SNF-related matrix-associated actin-dependent regulator of chromatin subfamily A-like protein 1. The coding region runs from base 50 to 1843 and encodes 597 amino acids. The transcript has 11 exons. Gene Ontology annotation, biological process: replication fork processing; DNA repair. The record is from RefSeq and is a predicted model, not a curated record. NCBI's taxonomy places the organism in Eukaryota, Viridiplantae, Streptophyta, Magnoliopsida, Sapindales, Anacardiaceae. Gene Ontology annotation, cellular component: nuclear replication fork. Gene Ontology annotation, molecular function: ATP binding; ATP-dependent chromatin remodeler activity.
AUCAAUGUGAGAGUGAGAGUGCACUGUCACAAAUCCCUAACGGACAAAAAUGGAGAUGACUGAAGAGCAAAGACAGAGAGCUGAAGCCAACCGGUUAGCAGCACUAGCGAAGCGAAAGGCACUCGCCGAAUCCACUGCCAACCAACAACAACAACAGUAUAAUCAAGAAGCAUGGAGGCUCUUCAAGUGCCGCAAGCUCUCUGUCGAACGCUUUGCCACAAAAAACGCCACCACCCAUUUCCUAAAACCCUGUCAAAGAGUCUCGAUUGGGCCGGAUUCCAAGACCCAUUUGCCCGAAAAGUUCCGGGUUAGGCUUGAAAUAUGCUCUCCCGACUCCUUCUCCGUCACGCCUGAAGCCGUGCAAGGGUUUUCAUAUCCGGGAGGGGAGGAGUGCUUAAGGAGACUCGACCAUUGUUUAUCUGACGUCAUGCCAUCGCACUAUACGCAGAGCAGUGGUGGUGGAAAGGCUUGUGUUUAUAAGCUUGCUGACUACAAUGCAGUUUUGACAUGCUUGAAGAACUCCAGUGGUAUUGAGGUUGAAGGAAUACCUUGGGUUACUCUCAAUGUUAUUGAGAAACUUUCUCAUUCAUUUUCCUCUGGAAGAUGGAAUCCAUGUAGACCAGAACAUUUGUCUGAUGAAAUUGUUGAUGAAAUGCUUGGAAAGCUACCGAAACGUCUAUUUGAUGUGCUUUUGCCCUUCCAGCUUGAAGGUAUAAGAUUUGGUUUGCGAAGGGGUGGUCGGUGUCUUAUUGCAGAUGAAAUGGGGCUCGGAAAGACACUACAGGCUAUUACAAUUGCAGCCUGUUUCAUGAAUGAAGGUUCUAUCCUAGUUGUUUGUCCAGCAGUUUUGCGACUUCAGUGGGCAGAAGAAUUAGAGCGCUGGCUUCCCUUUUGUUUACCUGCAGAUAUUCAUCUUGUUUUUGGUCAUGAAAAUAAUCCUGCCCGUUUAACAAGAUUCCCGAGAGUAGUUGUUAUAUCUUAUAAAAUGCUUCACCAUUUGCGGAGGAGCAUGACUGAGAGAGAAUGGGCUCUCUUGAUCAUUGAUGAAUCUCACCAUAUACGUUGCUCCAAGAGAACAUCUGAACCGGAGGAGGUAAAAGCUGUACUUGAAGUGGCGGCUAAGGUUAAGCGCAUAGUUCUACUAUCGGGGACACCUUCUUUGUCAAGGCCCUAUGACAUUUUUCAUCAGAUAAAUAUGUUAUGGCCUGGUUUGCUAGGAAAGAACAAGUAUGAAUUUGCAAAAACUUACUGUGAUGUCAAAGUUGUCAAAGGUUAUCAAGGACAUCGUUUCCAGGACUUUUCAAGGGGUGUUCGCUUGGAGGAGUUAAAUGUGUUACUAAAGCAAACUGUUAUGAUAAGACGUUUGAAGCAGCAUGUGCUGGUUCAGUUACCACCCAAACGUCGACAGAUCAUAAGAUUGUUUUUGAAGAGAUCAGACAUGGUUUUAGCAAAAGCCACUGUUGGAAAGUCCAAUGAUUGUGCUUAUGAAAAGGAUGCUGCAGAAGACAUGACUCCUGAGGAUUUAGAUGAACCUGAUAGUGAUUUGCAAUCGUAUAAAGAAAAUGAUAAUUCGGCUUGUAGCAAAUCGGAGAAGCUCUCAUACCAAGAACUUGGUGUUGCAAAGCUCACCGGGUUUCGUGAAUGGCUUUCCCUUCAUCCCCUCCUUGCAGAGUCAGAUGGUGUUGCGGACUUGGAUUUGAACCCUAGUUCUAACAAAAUGAUAAUCUUUGCCCAUCACCAUAAAGUUCUUGAUGGAGUACAGGUCAUGCCAUCGCACUAUACGCAGAGCAGUGGUGGUGAAAGGCUUGUGUUUAUAAGCUUGCUGACUACAAUGCAGUUUUGA